Molecule: messenger RNA, 2920 nt
Organism: Lingula anatina
Lineage: Eukaryota; Metazoa; Brachiopoda; Lingulata; Lingulida; Lingulidae
Product: terminal nucleotidyltransferase 5C
Biological process (GO): mRNA stabilization
Molecular function (GO): RNA binding; poly(A) RNA polymerase activity
Source: RefSeq, a predicted model, not a curated record
AUUCAUUGAAGAACAAGUGUGUGCGUAAGAUAGUUCUUGAAAAAUCAAUAUAUUGCGCGGCGGAAAGAAAGGCGACCAAUUAUAUUGCAGAUAUUUGUCCAGACGGCAGGACUUUCACAGCGUCAUCCUUAAUAUGUAAGGAGCAACUAAAGAGGGCGCUCGCAUUUGAACAUAUUGUAUGAGUAAACCCCCAUCCAUUCAAGGACUGACCAUGGCUUCGGAAGUGUCCAGCAGCCAGGCGGUCCUGUUUUUUGAGCAACUUCGGCGUUUGAACGAGGUGAUGGAAAACGAGAUACCCAUCCAUGGCCGAGGUAACUUUCCUACACUUGAUAUCAAGUUGAAAGAUCUCGUAAAAAUGGUGCGGGACAAACUUAAAGCUGAUGGAGUUCAUAUCAGGGAUAUCCGUCUGAACGGAGGUGCUGCUAGUUACGUGAUCGGGAGAUCUGAGAACGGUCAAAUAUACAGCGAUUUGGAUCUGAUAUUUGGUGUCGACAUGGGGACGACGAACGACAUGCAGAAAACUAAACAUGCGGUUUUGGACUGUCUGUUGGAUUUCUUGCCAGAGGGUGUGAAUAAAGAGAAGAUGAGUACUUGUAGUCUAAAAGAGGCUUAUGUUCAGAAAAUGGUGAAAGUGUGCAAUCAUUCCGACCGCUGGAGUUUGAUAUCAUUAUCAAACAACAAGGGCAAGAAUGUUGAGCUCAAAUUCGUAGACACUAUGAAAAGACAGUACGAGUUCAGUGUAGAUUCAUUCCAGAUAUAUUUGGAUAGUCUGCUCAAAUUCUACGAGAUCUCAUCCACGUCAGGGGAGGAGGUUGGCAUGAGUGAGAAUUUCUACCCAACAGUCAUUGCAGAGAGUGUGUAUGGUAACUUCAAUGAAGCUUUGUACCACUUAAACAAGAAGCUCAUUGCUACCAAUAAGCCCGAGGAGAUCCGUGGUGGGGGCCUGAUGAAGUAUUGCUUUCUUCAAGUUCGAGGUUAUAGACCUGCAAAAAUGGAAGAAGUUGGUGCCAUGCAGCGGUAUAUGUGUUCACGAUUUUUUAUUGAUUUCAGUGACAUAACCCAACAAGAACAGAAACUAGCAAACUAUUUGACCAAUCACUUCAAUGGAGAUGAUACAAUGCAGUAUGAAUACUUGCAAAAAUUGUAUAAAGUCAUUGAUGAAAGUACUAUUUGCUUGAUGGGUCAUGAACGUCGGCAGACCUUGAACCUUAUUCAGCAAAUGGCAUACGAAGUGCUGGUGAAUCAAGAACGCAAGGCGCGGAACAAGCACAUUCAGAUGCAGCAGUUUGAUAUGCAGAAUGAUCUGAUAGUUGACCAAGUAUUCUAUGGACCAUACACAAACUACUAUGGCUACAAUAACUAUGUUCCCUCACAGUCCUCAUUUCCUGUGAUGUGCCCGGCUUGCAGUCAGCAUGUGCCAUGCUAGUCAGACUUGUAAUAUUGACUGGACUCUUCUAAUUAUUGAUUUUUUUUUUAAUUAUAAAAAAAAAUUGUUUGUGGAAUGGCCCAAACUGGGGAACGUUUUGUUUAUUUUAUUUAUUUAUAUUUACAUUGUAUUGUCCAAGAAUCAGCAAUUAGGGGAAAAGCAAUUGUGUUCAUUUUCACAAAGCAAAAAAGUUCCAAAAUAGAAUAAUCCUUGCCAAGAACAGGCUGCUGAUGGGACGGUAUUAAUAUUCUAGUCAGAAAUUAAGGCAGAGAUGGAAAAUAGACACAUUUAUGGCAAAUUAACCCUUUGCAACCUAUAUCAGAAAUCUGACCUGCACAUAGCACAUUCAUGGACAGUAUGUUCUAUUACUGUGGCAGUCUCUUAAAACAUUCUCAGGUAUUCUUUUUGCUGUUAUAGGUUGCAAGGGGACUUAUUUUUUAUGUGUGUAAUUUGGAGGCAGCUUAAAAUAUACAAGUGAAAUAUUGAAAUAGUAUGGGUAAAUACUGUGUUGUCUCGUCGUUACCAUUUUUGUGAAGUACUUGCAACAGGUAGCUGCUGAUAGUUGUCAUAUAUAUCAAUGCCAAAGACAGUUGUCCAGUAUUUUUAAACUUUGUUGAUCAGCAAAGAAAUAAGUUUUGGACAGUAACCGAUGUAUGAUUAGACAGUAAGUCUAUACCCAAAAAAGGUUGAGUUAGUAAAAAAUUUAAGCAAUAUUUUGAAGCAUAUUUUGUAGAGCAGGCAUGCAAGGUGUAUAUUAUUAUUCAUAUGUAAGCUAUAGAUUAAAGGCACUUUUUUUGUAUAUUCAGUGUGUAUAUAACUGAAAUUUAGUAUGCUAAUGGAUCAUUUGUGCCCAUGAUUUCAAGUUGGAAGAUGUCUUUUUUGUAUGUGUGAACAAGACUUGAUGCCAAUAAGGUUCACAUGUAAUUUUUGUUGUAUUCAUCUUCACAAAAUGUGCAGGAGUAAAUCAUUGUUGAAGAAGCUAGUCAAAGCUAUUUGUUUUUGUUGCACGUCAACAGAAUGUGUAUGCCAUGUAUGCAGACAUUGCUAAACUGUGAUAUUUUUAUCAAAUUUCCACUUGGGUAGGUGGCCAGUAAAUUUUACUGUCAGAUACAUUGAUUGAUUGACUGAAGGGCAAAAACGUUAAGAGAUGUGUUAUUAUUGCAUUUAAUUUCCCAUGCAGGGAUAAAGUUGUUGUAAGAUAUCACCAUGUUAGUCCAGCAACAUAUCAAAAGCAUUCUGCCAUUUGCCCCUGUGGUGUCCGUAGAAGAAGUGGGAAGUUGCGACUGUGUUCCCAUAUUAAUGGGGCAAAAGACACCUGUUUUGAUGAUUUUUUUUUAAAAAAAGGUACAGAAGACCAAGAAGGUCUGAUAUUAAGCCAAUAGCAUAUUUGUAUUCAUUUGAAUACUGCAAUUUUGAGAAAGUAUCAAUUUGUGGUUGAACAGAGCAAUGUAUUUUCAAAUCUUAUAUACAUACAAUAAAAUCUAUUUUACAGUA